CGAAGGAUUAAAUUUCUACAUUCUGUAAUUAUUACAUCAUCUUAUAAAGCCUCAGUGAAAGGGUGAAUUUGAAAUUUAUAGCUCUGACCAACACCUGCCACCAUCAGAACAGCCGUGUGCAGAGGUGUUUAGAGGUGUUGUAGUAUAAAGAGCAUGUGAUCUGGAAUGAGAUAAUUGGUGAACAGAACAUCAACAUUUCUAUACAUGUGUGGUGUGUGCAUAUCUCCAAAUUGACUUGUCAUUGAUUAAUAUAUAUUUGUGGAGAAAUGCUACACUUAUGUAGAAGGAAAACAAACAAUGAUUGAUGUAUCAGGCUCCUGUUAGAACCUGAUUACACAAAAAUUUCUCAACAUUGUGGAAUUUUUUCAUCAGAUCUGACAUAGUGAUAAGAAAGAUGGUAUCACAUGUAAUUUUUUCUUUGUCUGACAUCUUCAGAUAUGGAGUGAUCAUGUUUUAUAUUUAGAUAUUUAUUGUGAUAUUAUUUUGUGAAAAUUGAGAUUGAAGGAAGUUUGAAAAGGUGAAUUUUAGGGUUUUUGUUUUUUGUUGCCUGUGAGAAAGUCAACACUUCCUGUGUCAGAAAAUAUGUUUAUUUAACAUUUUUUAUGUGAACAGUGAUCUGAAAACAAACAAUAAAAGUUUUUUGGCGAAAAUUUGCAGUACUGUAAAGUGAAAUAAAUUGUGUAAAGGAUUCUGUAACUGGUUGGAAUCAUGGGAGACUACAAGAGGAUGUGGGAAGAACCUGUGGGCACUGUAAAAGUACCACUAUAUAACAGAAUGAACUUUGCUACUGUUCCUAGAAAGUCAGUCAAUAAAAAAGCAUGGUACCUAGUUCAGCAGACUUAUGCCGCAAAUCACCAUCCUAAUACCAGGAUGGAAGACAUCCCGGACCAUUUCCUGUCCAUGAAUCAUGCCGAGAGGAUGAUGAAGAAAAUUGAGGGAUAUGCUGGUAAGAGGCAGCUGUGUGAUGUUGUCAUCAUUGCUGGAAAUAAAAGAAUCCCGGCUCACCGUUUAGUACUGAGUGCUGCUUCAGAUUAUUUUGCUGCUAUGUUUACAAAUGAUGUCAGGGAAGCAAAGAUGGAGGAAAUUGUGAUGAAAGAUGUGGACCCAGAAUCUUUAGUAGCUAUUGUUAAUUACGCUUAUACAGGAAAGAUUGGUUUACAGGAAGACACAGUAGAAAGUCUAUUGUCCACAGCUUGCCUGCUUCAGCUGUCAGAGGUAGUUGAAGCCUGCUGUAGUUUUCUGAUGAAACAGCUUCACCCAUCAAACUGUAUUGGUAUCAGACAGUUUGCAGAAAUUCAGGGAUGUACAGACUUGUAUAAAGUAGCAAACAAUUAUGUCAUGGAAAACUUUGUACAAGUUAUACAGAAUCAGGAAUACUUGUUGUUACCCUCUGAUGAAGUUUGUCGUCUUCUUGCCAGCGACGACUUGAAUGUCCCGGAUGAAGAGACAAUAUUCCAUGCUUUGAUGAUGUGGACCAAACACGAUAAUACUAACAGGAAAAGAUACCUAGCCAAACUACUGUCACAUAUAAAACUACCUCUUAUGUCUCCACAGUUCAUUGCUGAUCAUGUGGAAAGUAACUCAGUUCUCCAUGAGGAUAAAGAAUGUCAAGCUUUGAUCAUGGAAGCAUUAAAAUACCAUCUUUUACCUGAACGUCGCUCAUCAUUCCAAAGUCCUAGAACUAAACCUAGAAAAUCUACUGUUGGCAUUAUGUAUGCUGUGGGCGGUAUAGAUUGUACAAAAGGCGCAACUACCAUUGAAAAAUAUGAUCUCAGAACCAAUGCAUGGACUCAGGUAGCCAACAUGAAUGGCAGACGACUACAGUUUGGUGUGGCUGUAAUAGAUGAUAAAUUGUACAUAGUUGGAGGAAGAGAUGGUCUCAAAACACUUAAUACAGUCGAAUGUUAUAAUCCUAAAAAUAAAUCCUGGUCACUGAUGCCACCAAUGUCUACUCACAGACAUGGAUUAGGUGUAGGUGUACUAGAGGGACCAAUGUAUGCUGUAGGAGGCCAUGAUGGAUGGUCCUACCUGAACACUGUAGAGAGAUGGGAUCCCCAGGCCAGACAAUGGAGUUAUGUAGCACCUAUGUCUACAUCCAGAAGUACUGUAGGGGUAGCUGUACUGUUCGGAAAAUUAUAUGCAGUAGGUGGAAGAGAUGGCAGCUCUUGCCUAAAGACAGUUGAAUGUUUUGACCCUCACACUAACAAAUGGUUACCAUGUACAUCUAUGUCUAAGAGACGAGGUGGUGUUGGUGUAGCCACAUGUGGUGGCUAUCUGUAUGCUGUAGGAGGACAUGAAGCUCCUGCCACCAACCCUACAUGUAGUAGAUUUGAAUGUGCAGAAAGAUAUGAUCCCACUUGUGACCAGUGGACAAUGAUAUCCCCUAUAAGUUCUCCGAGAGAUGCAGUAGGACUAUGUGUGUUAGGAGAUAAGAUAUUUGCUGUGGGAGGUUAUGAUGGACAACAAUACCUACAGGAUGUUGAAUGUUAUGACCCUGUCAAUAAUGAAUGGGAUAAGAUGGCACCACUUUGUACAGGACGAGCAGGUGCUUGUGUUGUACAUGUGCCGCACAGAUGACUAGAGCGGAAAUGGUCACUAUCUUCGCUAAAGAAGUGGCCAUCGGGAUUCUUCAAAGGACGAAAACACAAAUCUCAUAACAGAUUAAAAGAUACAGAUGCUAUAUGAAGUAGUUUGUCUCUGUAUUAAAAUGUCACCAUGGUCAGACUAAAGGUUACAUAUCCAAACAGACUAAGAAAACAUUGUUUUAAAAACAUGGAUAAAGACAGAUCUGGCAAAUUUACCUCCUAUUGUUAACAAAUUAUUUUGCUGGACACUACUUGUAUAUAGAAGGGCAUUCUAUUUUUAGUCAUUAUCAAUUACCAACACAUAUCCUCUUAUACUUACUAAUUUUUAGUAUGAUAUGAUUGUUAAGUAACAAGUAGUUCAUUUACGGACUAAUUUACUUUCGAUAUUAUUCAAAGUAAGGAAAACUAAUCUUGAUGUGCAUUUCCUAAUGACUUAGAACUUAUAAACUUUUUUUUUUGAUAUUACAGAACUACAACAUUUCAUUGGAAUGCUCAGAGCUAAAAGUGAAAGUGUGUACAUACAAUGAAGCAUUAUGUCCUUCAGAUUGUGUUAUUAUUAGAUAAACUUUAAACCUAUAUUUUGUUUUUUUGUGAUAAAAAGGUAGAAGCCUGAACAUUUUUACCAAGUGCUAUUAUUGAUUGCUAUGUCAAACAAUUGACAACUAUUUAAUUUUGUGCAAAACUUCUUUUGUUUCUGAGAGGAUGGUCAAACAGUCCAUUUUAAUCCUGUUUAAAUCAGUAGCCAUUUUUACAACAAAAAAUCAUGAAUGAUUCAGUAUAACUUAUGGCUAUUCCAGAAAAAACAUACAUGGUACUCAGGGAAGGCACUUUCAUAAUGGGGCAACCACCUAUAGAGGCAAAUUUAGAAUUUCAAUUUCAUUUCCACUGUACUUGUCACCCACCCAUAGUAGAGAUUUCAAAGUGCCUUCCCUGGGUCCUAUGUAUGUUUUUAUGGAACAGCCCUUUCAAUGUUAGUAGUAAAAUGUGUCAUGUAAAGAAUUACAAACAUUGUCUACCUUUAAAGGUCAUGCUCCUUACAGUAUUAUAUCAAUAAUGACAUAGUUAUUUUCGAAUUAUAGUAUCAAUGCAAAUGUUAUUGUGCAAUCUUUUUUUAUUAUAUAAGUGCUAUAUUUUGUUUAGUGUGUGUGAUAGAACGUAGUUGUUUUAAAGGUAAAACAUGAAAUAUAAUCAAAUAAGUUUUGGUGUUUUCUCAGUGCCUUUUGAAAUGAUGGUGCCUUUCAUAGUAAUUUAAACAUUAGACAAGAGUUUAACCAACUCACAAUAUUGUCGGGACCAAAUUUUGAUUUAUUGUUAUAAAAGUUUUUUCAUGGUAGAAACUUGACUUUUUUUGUUUUGUUGUUGAUAUUCGUGUUUUCAUUAUGUGUAAUUUUGGAUUAAUAAUAAGUUUCAUCAUUUUAGUUCAGUUGUGGUUGUACAUAUCUUUAAAUUUGCAUAUUCCAUGUGUAGUGAAUUCAAUAAGACAUUAAAAGUUCCUCCAGCAGAUAUUUACUUGUAAAGUUGUAGAUACAGAAGUUGAAGCUUACAUUAUGAUGCUAUCUGUAAUGAGGUUGAUCACAAUUUAGUUGAAAUUUAUAAAGGUUACCACUUCAAAAUCAGAGUCCUUGCUACCAAAAUAAUUUUUCAUCAAUAUCGUUAAUAUCAUUAUUUGAAGAAAAAAAAUACUUCUGUUUAAAAAAUAUUUAAAGCAAUUAAUGAAUAUGUUUAUAUUGGUGCUAUUUGUUUUUGAUCUUCCAUUUCCUAUCAGACUUGCUCAAGUUCUGCUUAUCAUAUCAUUUUACAUCGAAUAUUAAACAUUAUUAAUAGCAUAUCCAGUUACCAAAACUGUGUGUAUGUAAAUAAGUUAGAAUCAGAUUUCUUUAUAUAAGUAGUUUAAUGUUGUGGAUAAAAAUUAUUGUCAUAAAUUGAAAAUAGUAGUUUUAAAUAUAAUUUUUUCAUAUUUUUGGUAGGACAUUUUUAUUUAGAAAAAACCACAGGACUAGGGAUCCUAAUUUUUAUUUCGAAAAAAACACAGGACUAGGAAUCCUAAUUAUCUAUUUAGAAAAAAACACAGGACUAGGAAUCCUAAUUUUUAUUUAGAAAAAAACACAGGACUAGGAAUCCUAAUUUUUAUUUAGAAAAAACCACAGGUCUAGGAAUCCUAAUAUUUAUUUAGAAAAAACCACAGGUCUAGGAAUCCUAAUUUUUAUUUAGGAUAAACCACAGGACUAGGGAUCCUAUUUUAGCCUAAUUAUUUGUCCACAAAAAAAUAUAAUUUUGCAUUUUCAGCUGAUUUGUUAUAUGAAAUAAAACUUUUUAGUAAAAAAAAAUUAUAUCAGCAGUGAUUUUAGAGAAAUUGUCGAAAAUCAUAAAAAAAUGGUAAUAUUUUGGUCAAUACUACCAAAAUUUAAGUGUUGUCCCAUUCUUGUUCCACAAAAAUGAUUUUUCCAAUAAUGCAAUUGGUCAAUAUAAAGAUGUGACAAUAGUAUUGUGAUGUGGAAAGUUUGGGAUGACCAAUGCAAACUGAAUAAAUCUGUAUUUUUAUCAAAUUUUAACCAUUUUCAAACAAUUGUAAAUUUGCGUCAGUAAAUUCACAAAGUGAAACAACUAUUCAAUCAAACUUAUACAUAAAUCUAUGAACUUUGGACAUUUAUCAAAUUCAUAAAAGCAUUGACUUGAAAAAAUUUGAAAAAUGAAAACUCUCAAAAAUGUUAGGCCAAAUAAAGGCAUUUAAUCCUUGGCAUUUCAAUCAACAUUGAUUUAUAUUGAUAUGAUUUUAAUUUUAUUUGGAAUGAAUAGAAUGUAAUACAUUUGUAGUUAGAGUGUGACAGCUAAUCCAAAAUAUCACUUCCAUUGUCAAAUCGUCUUCCUCUACAAUUAUUAGUAUGUAAAUAAGGAAUAAAUUAUUUUUAUAUCAUAAUCAAUAAAUAUCAUAUUUAAGAUAAGUAUCUUCAAAUGCAUGGUUAGGAUAGAUUUCAUAUGAUAGUUAGGAUAAAUGUUUGUUUAUAUAAAAGUGAUAUAAAAGUGCUAAAAGUGCUACAUGUCAGAUUGUCUCAUGUGUUCAACUCAGUCUCUCUCUUUCUGCUCAGAUAUAACAAGGGGAAAUAACCACAUUAUAUCUUAAUUCUAGGUUAACAUUUUUACAAAGUACCUGUUUUCCAAUUGUGUUUUUGCUGUACAUUCUUUUGUCAAAAUUUUUAUAAAUUCAAAAAUAGAAAAAGAUUGUAAUAAAUGUUUUAUUUAAGUGUUUAGAAAAAUGUUGAUUUGUUGAUGGGACAUUUACUAAAAUAUAAUGGUUGAAAUUCUUUUAACAACAAGUCUUGAAAAAACACUAAAAAGUAAAUAAGCUUAUAUUUACAGUGAUGCACAUUUUAUGCUGUCCAAUUUUGGUCAUAUAAUUUUUUCCCUGAUAUAAUAAUCUUUUCAUUUGUAAAGAUUGACAAGACGCCAAGAGAUAAUUUGUGGUUAUUUCAAUAAUCUAAUAUUACAGUUUCUUUCGUGACUGUUUUUGAAUUAGGAUUUUUUUCAACAUAGUUAUCUUUGUGAAAUAAAGCAUAUAUCAGUCACAAAAAUAGAAGAAACAUGUAAAUUGAAGCCACACAAUAACUGCAUAGAGAUUUUUUCCAAUUCAUAUAAUUCUUUAAGUUAAAUUUUCUUGCAUUUUAUACAGUAAAAUUAAUAAGGUAGACCUAAUAAGUUCCUUUUUAAUUUCAUAGCAAAUAGAAUCUGCUCCUUUAUCAACAGCUAAAAAUUUUUCAAUUUGAUUUACUGUGGAUUCUUGUUGAAUUAGUUGAUAUAGAUAAACCAAGAAUUUGAAUGUUCAACAAUGUAUAAAUUUUCUGUUUAUUUGUAUGCAGACCUGGGCAUACCCUGGAAUCAAAUAUCCGCGAAAAUAAAAAUUUUCCUCAAUCCAGGAAAAUAAAUGAGUCCACAAAAGCUGCUUGCAUCAAGUAGCGGGACACCUUGUAUGUUACCAAAUUAUUGUUUAAAUCAAUCCCUCCAUAAAUGUAUGUACAUAUUAUCUCAUUCCUGUUUUGUACUUUAUAAUAAAAAGUCAAAUAAAAUUUUUAAACUA
Molecule: messenger RNA, 6657 nt
Organism: Mytilus californianus (California mussel)
Lineage: Eukaryota; Metazoa; Mollusca; Bivalvia; Mytilida; Mytilidae
Product: kelch-like protein 5
Exons: 10
Coding region: 709-2577 (622 amino acids)
Molecular function (GO): protein binding
Source: RefSeq, a predicted model, not a curated record